This is a messenger RNA of Electrophorus electricus (electric eel), 2109 nucleotides long. RefSeq names its product phosphate cytidylyltransferase 1B, choline a (gene pcyt1ba). Gene Ontology annotation, biological process: CDP-choline pathway. Lineage: Eukaryota; Metazoa; Chordata; Actinopteri; Gymnotiformes; Gymnotidae. Gene Ontology annotation, molecular function: phosphatidylcholine binding; choline-phosphate cytidylyltransferase activity. The record is from RefSeq and is a predicted model, not a curated record.
GUGGGCGGGAGCAAGGCUUUGGCUCACAGGAGGACGGCAACGCGGAGCAGGUUCAGUAACAGCUAAGGGUGGAGAAAAACGGCGGCUUACAACUGAUGCUGAGUAAGAGAAAGGAGGACCCCCUGCCCUUUAUCUCUGGAGCCCCUGGCGAAAAUGGAGGAGCUGGAACACACAUGCCCCCAGCCUCGCACGAGACUCACACAGCCUGCUAUAUUCGCCAAGGAGACGAGCUGCGAGUGUCGAGCGCCCCAUGAGAAACUGACUGUGGAACAGGCCCGGCUCGGCACCCCUGUAGACAGGCCUGUGCGUGUCUAUGCUGACGGGAUCUUUGAUCUUUUCCACUCGGGCCAUGCUCGCGCUUUGAUGCAAGCCAAGAACCUCUUCCCCAACACCUACCUUAUUGUUGGAGUGUGCAGCGACGAGCUCACCCACAAGUACAAGGGCUUCACGGUCAUGACGGAAGAGGAGCGCUAUGAAGCCCUGCGCCACUGCCGCUACGUGGACGAGGUGGUGCGUGACGCACCCUGGACUCUCUCUCAGGAGUUCCUGGAGAAACACAAGAUUGACUUUGUGGCUCAUGACGAUAUCCCAUACUCCUCGGCAGGAUCUGAGGAUGUGUACAAGCAUAUUAAGGAUGCAGGUAUGUUUGUGCCCACUCAAAGGACAGAGGGGAUUUCGACGUCCGACCUCAUCACUCGUAUAGUGAGGGACUACGACGUCUACGCCAGACGCAAUCUCCAGAGGGGAUACACAGCCAAGGAGCUGAAUGUCAGCUAUAUCAAUGAGAAGAAAUACCGCUUGCAGAACCAGGUGGACAGAAUGAAGGAAAAGGUGCGAACGGUGGAGGAGAAGUCCAAGCACUUUGUGUACCGGGUGGAAGAGAAGAGCCACGACCUCAUCCAGAAGUGGGAGGAGAAGUCCCGCGAGUUCAUCGGCAACUUCCUGGAGCUCUUCGGCCCUGACGGGACAUGGAAGCAGAUGUUUCAGGAGCGGAGUGGCCGUAUGAUCCAGGCUUUCUCGCCCCGUGGCUCGCCCUGUAGCAGCCCCCCUCGGGAGCUGUCUCCGUCCCGCUCUCCAUCUCCUCCUUCCCGCUGGGCGGUACCGAGAUCAUCACCACCCUCCUCGCCAAAGGGUGCCUCCGCCUCCAUCAGUAGCAUGAGUGAGGGCGAUGAGGAUGAGAAGUGAGAGGCAGCCCACCCCCCCACCCCCUCCCUUCUUUACCUGUGUACACGUCGGCAGUGAUGACCAGUUCACACAAUUAUCUCCAUGGGAAUUACAUAUGUAUACUGAUGCAAUACAGGACAAACAGUCCUGAUGUGCUUUACCAGUUACAUAGAGUACAUAUGAAAGCCAUUGCUGACCUCUUCUCCUUAAGAGAGAGCAAAUUUAAGAGGAUGGGGUUAAAAGAGGGCAUGGACUAUCCAGCUGAUUUGUCCUCGUGCUCAGGUUGGACUCUCCUUGUAAUGUACUGUACAUCCUUGUUUGUCCACCUUUGGGCUGGAGAUUUUUUUUUUUUUUUUUGCAUAUUAAAGGAACUCUGGAAGCUAUAAGUCUUGACAGCCACAUCUGUCACAACCCUGGUCAUCUAAGUGUGUCACUAACAAAUUUGUCGAAUGGGGAACUAUUAACAGGUGUUUUUGCUUUACUAUAUACAUUGAUCAGUUCUCAAGUGUUCUGUCAAUGUUCUUCCUUCCUGCUCGGUAUCAAAAUGACAUUUUUGACAUCUGUGGCAAGUAGUAAUCAAACUGAUUAUGUAAUCAGGCCUCUGCAGGAAUUUAAUUGUUGGUUGUUCAAUUUGCUCAUGGGACUUUCGGAACUUCCAGGUCACACAUUUGCUAUCCUCUGACAGGGCAGGGGAAGCUAAGGAUGUCACCUCUGUAUGAAUGCCAGCACUUUCCCUGUAAACACAGAACCGUUAGAAUCGCUAUCCACUCCCCAGCGCCGUACCCCAUACCAAACGCUCAUGCAACGCUCCCCUAGAGAUGUCAUAGGGCAUGCACUCUAUGUAAGCUUGCACUCUGUACAAACCUUUUAAUGUGUCCUUUUGUUGGUAUAUUAUUUUCUACUUCUGGCUUCUAAAUGUAAAUAAAGUAUAUAUCACAGAGAACA